UUUGCAAGGCAGUUGUGGUUCAGAGAGUCCCCUAUACAAUCAUGGUUGGAUGCCUUCUUUGGACAAAGUCACCUCUUUUGAGCCAUUCGUUAUGCCCCAGGAUCAAUGAUGAGGGAAUUGCUUCAUUGGGACCGAAAGUACUGAGCCAAAUAUGGGUUUGAGUUUAUAACAAGUAUGGACUCGUGGGAGUCGCAGAAAAUACUUGACGAGGUGAAGGUACACUAUGAAAAUACUCUUGUUGUUGAACUGGAUAUUGCAGCACGAGAGGAGUUCAAACUCAUAGAACAUGGACUUGAACGACUAUGGGAACGAUUAUCUCGAUCCCAGGUUCAGGAGGCACCCGAAGAAACGGGGGAGGUGGUACCGGAUUCAGUGGAGAAAGAGGCUGUUGUCUCCUCCGAAAGCUCUGAAGAGGCUGAUUCUGCUCGACAAAAGGCCUCGAUGCUAUCAUAUGACCUCAAUAAAAUGCCGGACGAGAAUGAAUAUCCAUAUGGUGGAAUGUCCCCUGAUACGAAGAAUGCGUGGCACCUAUCUAUGUGAGCGACACGAUACCUGAACCCUUGAAGAUAUUGCAAUAGUUCUAAAAAUUUGAAUUUGGAUUUAUAGGCUGCCCAAGACUUCUGUGUUGAAGUUGUCGUGACUUAAUGGAACUCUUUAAAUUGCUUAAUGAGGGAUUGUUAGUAUGCUGCAUGUUGAAUGCCCUUGGUCUACUAUUUUACCCAUUUAUGCAGUUUUUUAA
Arachis duranensis is the source of this 739-nucleotide messenger RNA. RefSeq lists its product as uncharacterized. Bases 175 to 540 code for a protein of 121 amino acids. The record is from RefSeq and is a predicted model, not a curated record. The transcript is spliced from 4 exons. Lineage: Eukaryota; Viridiplantae; Streptophyta; Magnoliopsida; Fabales; Fabaceae.